AACAGCAACCGCCGGCUCUCCACUUGCCUUUUACCAGGUUUUACCCUUCCAGUAUGUUUCAUUUGCUAAGACAUUUUCCAGCGCCCAGAGUUUCAGUACAAUGUGCAAAUGGAUACUGACAAAUGGUGCCUUAGCCUUUUCCCACCUGCCUUGUUGCUGCUUGCUGCUGCUCUUCUUGGUGUCUUCUGUGCCUGUCACCUGCCAUGACCGGGGUCAGGACAUGCUGUCCCCGGAGGCCACCAAUUCUUCAUCAUCAUCCUCUUCUCCCUCCAGUGUGGGGAGACACGCGUGGAGCUAUAGUCACCUCCAAGGAGACGUGCGCAAGAGGAAGCUCUACUCUUACAUCAAGUACUUUCUCAAGAUCGAGAAGAACGGCAAGGUCAGCGGCACGAAGGAGAACUGCCCCUUCAGCAUAUUGGAGAUAACAUCUGUAGAAAUUGGAGUUGUGGCAGUUAAGUCCAUUAAGAGCAACUAUUAUUUAGCCAUGAACAAGAAAGGAAAGGUCUACGGCUCUAAGGAGUUUAACAGUGAUUGCAAAUUGAAGGAAAGAAUAGAAGAAAAUGGAUAUAACACAUAUGCAUCCUUAAAUUGGAAGCACAAUGGAAGGCAAAUGUUCGUGGCCCUGAGUGGAAGGGGAGCCACAAAGAAAGGACAGAAAACAAGAAGGAAAAACACUUCAGCUCACUUUCUUCCAAUGGUAGUAAUGCCAUAGAUGAAGGAACUAUUUUAUCGAUGCAGUUGAACCAAAGGCUCUUAUGUCAAGAAUAUGUGGCAAUCCUCUUGAAGAGUAAAUUCAAGCAAAUAGUGCAGACAUCUGCUUGUUUUUAAAGAGAGCAGGGAAAGCCUUUGAAGGUUUUGUAUUCAUUGAAAUACUUUUUAGUUCAGUGUCAUAUCUUAUAAUCUAUAUACAAGCUGGAUCAAAUGUAAGUUAUUGCCAGCAUGAACAAUUUUUGUUAAUCUCUGCAACAGAACUUA
Molecule: messenger RNA, 975 nt
Organism: Falco peregrinus (peregrine falcon)
Lineage: Eukaryota; Metazoa; Chordata; Aves; Falconiformes; Falconidae
Product: fibroblast growth factor 10-like
Exons: 3
Coding region: 101-712 (203 amino acids)
Biological process (GO): positive chemotaxis; positive regulation of epithelial cell proliferation; positive regulation of ERK1 and ERK2 cascade
Cellular component (GO): cytoplasm
Molecular function (GO): growth factor activity; type 2 fibroblast growth factor receptor binding; chemoattractant activity
Source: RefSeq, a predicted model, not a curated record